Ochlerotatus camptorhynchus is the source of this 637-nucleotide messenger RNA. RefSeq names its product ceramide-1-phosphate transfer protein-like. Bases 1 to 630 code for a protein of 209 amino acids. NCBI's taxonomy places the organism in Eukaryota, Metazoa, Arthropoda, Insecta, Diptera, Culicidae. The transcript is spliced from 3 exons. Gene Ontology annotation, cellular component: cytoplasm. Gene Ontology annotation, biological process: intermembrane lipid transfer. The record is from RefSeq and is a predicted model, not a curated record. Gene Ontology annotation, molecular function: lipid transfer activity.
AUGCCUCAGGAAAAGUUCAAUCUACAGAGAGUACAAAGCAGCUUUGAGCUGUCUUCAGCUGGUAACGACGAUGUUUUCAUCGAUCCUUAUUUGGAAGCUUUCAAAGAACUCAACAAAUUUUUAUCCAUGAUGGGCACCGUGUUUGGAUUCAUCGUCAAUGACAUAAAAGUGAAAGUACAGAUUUUGGAGAAAUUGCGUAAGCAACAAGACCAUGGCGAUCAAUUUGAAACCGUGCAGAAAAUGAUGGACUACGAACUAAAUAGUGGUCUACUUAACAGGAGCGAUUACAUCUCGGGUUGUCGAACGUUUCUACGACUUCACAGGGGAUUAAACUUCAUUCGCGUAUUUCUCACACGAUUAUGUGAGCUGGAAACAGCGGACGAAAGUACUUGUCCUAUUUGCCAAGCAUCCUAUAAUGAAACACUAGCUGAGUUCCAGCCAUGGUUGAUCCGGAAAGGUGCUCUAAUGGCAAUGUAUACGCUGCCCAAUCGUGAUCAGCUGUUGGAAAAGAUUAGUGAAGAUGCAAGUACGGCAUCCAGACACCUGCCGGAAAUGUUAAGAGCUGGCCACCAAGUGUACGACAAAACGCAAGCACUAUACUAUAAAUAUGACCUGCUUAGACUGCCUUAACGAAGAA